Molecule: messenger RNA, 5589 nt
Organism: Naegleria fowleri
Lineage: Eukaryota; Heterolobosea; Eutetramitea; Acrasida; Naegleriidae
Exons: 1
Coding region: 1-5589 (1862 amino acids)
Biological process (GO): proteasomal ubiquitin-independent protein catabolic process
Cellular component (GO): cytosol; nucleus
Molecular function (GO): proteasome binding; peptidase activator activity
Source: RefSeq, a predicted model, not a curated record
AUGAAGAGAACAUUUGAGGAUUUCGAUGACGGCAAUGAUGAUGUACCUCUCGAUGAAGAGGAUGCUCUCUCCUCAUCCGAAAUGGCAACUCCUUUGGACGAAUUACCUCCAGCUUUAGAUUUAAAAAUUGAAGGAAAAGUACCUACACUCCACAAAAAAGCCAAAACUGAACAAAUGCUUUAUAAAUACCACAAGUUCUUGCCAAAGGGACUCGUAAAGGUUAUUCCGGAAGAGAGCGAAGAGUGGAGAAAGGAAUUGAUGCAUCACUUCCGACAAUACACUCCCGAUGAUUUAAUUGUUGAAAACAUUCGCUGGGAGCAUUUUGAUUAUUCUCUCAUGCUAUUGAAGAGGUACACAGAAAUCAAAUAUCCUCUAUUGCUUUCGGAAAAAGCCGAGCUUUGCAAAAUUCUAUUUAAUAUUCUCAAAAUAUCGAGCAAAGAUAGCUAUAGUGUUGACUUUUCAACCCAGGUGAAGUGUUGUUAUGGAUUAUCUUCACUCAUCAAGAAAAGCGAAUUAUUGGAUAUUACAUUUGAUUGGAAGGUGGUGUAUGACAUCAUAGACAAAACCUACUUCACCAAAUUUAGAAAUGCCUUGUACAGCCCAAGAGAGCACGGAGCAGCUCUGAUUGACUUGAUUAGAAAGUUAAAGAGAUACUUUACCGAAGAUUCAACAGAUGAAAUGUUAAAAUUCUUUAGGCCCAUGUUAUGCAUCAAUGACCACAAGAUUUUUCAGGCACAAGCAUUUCUAAGUAUCAUGCUACCAACUAAGUUAGAGGGCUCAGCGUCAAAAGAUCCAUUGGUAUUCAAAAAAAAUCAUUAUGACAAGUGGGUUGACGAAUUCUUUGGCAUAUGGGAUUGGAUUGGUUUGUAUCCUACUUGGGAUUUGAGCUUUUUCACUUUAUUUGCAAAUCUUGCUCAGGAUCAAGCUGGCUAUGUAGAUUGGGAGGAGCCUUAUGUAUUGUUCAUUUUCACAAAGAUCAUGAAAUGCUUUGACUUACCCAUUGGAAACACUCCGGUUGCAUCGAAUUAUGAAGAAUAUCCAAAUGAUGAAUUGAAUUUAUUAACUCCAUUUGACAUCUCAAAGAAUUUACUUUUGGCAAAUGCAGCUAAACUAAUUGUUUGGAUGAUUUCAAAGAAGACGAAUGUCCUCAAACAUCUCAACCAGCUUAUCAAAUCAGUUUCAAACUUUUUCCAACCUUCCAAUGAAGGCCAAUGGACAAGCAAGUGUGCAGACUUUCUCUUGAUUUUAUGUACCAAAUUUGGAAAACGUCUAGAUAUAGAAAGAGGAAUGAAAGGUUUCACAGAAGAAACAUAUUCACCAUCAAAGAAUGGAGGUUAUCAAUGGAUUCCUGAAGAGUAUAGGCUAACGGAGGACGAGAGUAAGGAGUUUGUUGGCAUCAUUCAACCUCUCGCGAUGACCGCAUUGUUUUCCAAAAGCAGCCAAAUGACUACAUGUGCAAAUCACUCUCUAAAGCAUUUAGCUUACAUCCUACCGCAAGAAGUAUUCCCUUCUCUUAUGGAGAGAAGUUUUUAUGCAUUAGAGACGCUCACGAACACCCAUCAAACAAUCUCAGCUCUUGAAACCCUUUCUCUAGUUGUAUUCCCUCUUUUGAAAUAUUCACUUUACCCAGAUGGUGCCAAUUAUCUUUCUAAUUUAUUACAAUUAACUCUUCCUGGAAUUGACGUGAACGAUAAUGCCAAGACGUUCUCUACUCUCAAAUUUUAUACUUCGCUUUUGGUUUGUGUACCUCUGUGUACAACGGGUGCGUCACAAGGCGAUAGAUCUCCCCCUGAAGUUGUGAGAAUGUUCGAAGAUUGGUCAAUAGAGCUAUUGGAACGAAUUUUUAAUGUUCUCUCUCAUCAAACAGAUCCAAAAACAGCACAAGGAGAAAAUGAUGUCAUUUCCCCAAGCAUGUUUUGGGGGUUAUGCGACUUGCUAUUCAAUCAAAUGUCAACUGAAUUGUUGGAAAUCUCUCUCAAGCGAAUUUACAACUUUGUAGAUUCUAAUUUUUUAUUUAAUGCAAGGAAAAAUAUUGCCCAUAUGUGUUCCUCGAUUGCCUAUGCAUAUCCAGAACAAACAUUGGCUCUUUUUAUUCCUAUGCUCUACAAGAAGCUUGUUGACAGGGAUGGAAAACGUCUCAAAAACUUAACAGACAUGGAAACUCACUAUUAUUUACAAAUUCUUGGCCAAGUUUGUUAUCGAACAGGUGCUCAUCUUUUGAAGUAUAGACAACAAAUUGAGACCGUUAUUUCUCUUUGCUAUAUUUCAGAAAAAAAGAAGGUGGUAAAAAUAUGCGGAAAAUUAUUUAGGAAUGUGUUGAGAUCAUUGACGAAGUACUAUUUGUUGGAGUUGAAGUCAGUAAACGCAAGUCAGUGGAGUACUGAAGAAUUUAAGAAUUAUAAUCAUUGGCAAUCAUGGGGAGAAUUUAUUUCUCUUGAUGAGUUUGAAAUUAAUUGGCAUGAACCUACACAAGAAGAGCUACAGUUUGCGAUAGAGCUUUGCAAUAGAUAUUUGACUGACUCUGUUGCCAACAUUAAUGCAUGCAUCGCACUCAUGAAGGAGAAGGGAGGUAAUAUACCUGAUAUUCAGAAAUUGAAGAAUCACCUUAUUUUCAUAAGGUAUGCAAUGAGAGGAGGUAACACUCUUUACCUCGAGAUUGAAAACGGAAUAAUGGAAGAAAUGAAUCAAUAUCCAUCUUCUAGAUUGAUCGACGCUGGUUUGUGUGUGGCUAAAAAGUGUAAAUCAGCAACCUUGGUUACUGGUUACGAACAAGUUUGCGACACUUUGCAUGAUCUUACGGAGGUUAUACUUGAACAUCGAUCCGAUAAGGAUCCUAAUCUCAUUGGAAAGAUUUGUAAAAUAUUUUUCCCAAUGAUUGCGAUGAGAGGAGGUAACACUCGUUACAGAUACAAGAAAAAGAAAUCUUCACAUGAGUUUGUCAAACAACACAGCUACAAAGAUGUCUACUCGACCACAUCAAACAAAUAUCCUAGAUAUUUGUUAUUGAUUCAAGCCCUAUUAGAAUACAAGGUCAGAUGUGUCAUUCAUAACGAAUCUAUUCCAUACACCAAACAUCAUCAGAGAUUAUUGGAUGACCUACUCCGUCUUUCAUUACAUUCAUAUUCUGAAGUAAGAAAACGUGCACAGUCCGUACUCAUGUCAUGCAUUAACAAAUUCUCUGAUAAGGUUAUUAAGAGCUUCCUUCCCAGACUGAUUGAAGUUCUAGUUGACAAGAAAUCGACUGAUGAGCAACGAACUGGAUGUAUUUUCAUACUGGAAAAACCUUUUGCAGUUUCUUGUGUUAUUAGAGAUUGGGAUUUAUGUUCCAAGUUUUUGCUUGCCCUUUUCCAAACAAGUCAUAUCGAGAAACAAAGCAUCCAACAACGAUUGGCACAAUUAUUUGAAACUUAUUUCAAUGCAUUUUAUCACAUUCAAAUUGCCAAUGAAAAAGACAGGCAAAAGUAUGAACGCAUUAUUUUAGAAACGACAGAGAUUGCAAAAAGUAAGGGAGGAUGGCACUGGAAAUAUCACACAUUUGUCAGCAGUUUUUUAAUGUUAAUGAUUAGACCUGAUCAAUUGUUCCCAGUUGAGGCUGCCAAGUUCUUUUUCAAACAAAUGACAAGCGAUUUGGAAAAGUCUAGAAUUAUUGCAUGCGAAGCAAUUAAUUUAAUUCUUUGUCAAUACAAACCUGUGCAAAAGAAAAAGCUAAUUACCCCUCAUCCAACUAAGGUCAAUAACACUCUCGAUUGGGAAGCAUUGGGUAUUGAUUUUGGCUCUGAAGAGAAUUGGAGGAAAUCUAAUUGUUAUGAAAAGAAUUACUUUGGAUGGUAUACAUUACCAGACAGAGUAGAAGUUUACGAUUAUGAACAACCAAAAGAUUGCUCCAAGCAAGCUCUUAUCAAGAGAGAAUUACUACCAAUUCUGCUCGAAGAUGGUUUUGUCGCUAAAUUCAUUCGUCUGUUGACACAUAGAGAUGACGGCUUUAUUGAAUCCAACGCUCAGUUGUUUAAAGGAUUGUUCCAAGUAUUUCCCUGUGAAGAAGGUUCUCAAGGCUUCCUUGAUCUUUGUAAACCCCAUGUGGAAUCAAUAUUAAUACCUAUGGUUGGUUCAGGUGGAUCUGAAGAAGUUCACAAUGUUGCGUUGAUAUCAGAAAUUGUUGGAGGUUUGAUUCGGGGUAUGAAACAUUGGGACUAUUCUCAACAACAACGUGCUAUUACAGAGUUUAUCAUUCCAGUCUUUGAUAAAAUAUUGGAGCAAAGUUCCACAAAUAGCGUCGGAGAAAUUUCUGAAGGGCUCGAGUUUGCUAUUUGUGACAAGGAUGUACGAAGGUUGGGAUGGCUUAUCAGAUACAUGAUGGAAAAAACAAAAGCUUCUCUUCAAAAGAAGGAUGUUGAGGCCAUUCUCCAAGCCAGAUUUUUGAAGUAUUUGUAUGGUAUUGUUGGAGAAAUCAGUUGGAGAUCUCCCUAUUUAUUGCGCUUGUUAUUGGACGAGUUAUGUUCAACCACCCUUCAUCAUGAUGCGGAACUAGUUAGAGAGUAUAUCGGUUUAUUUGUUUCGUUCAUUUACAAAUCAUUGUGGAAUCCACCUCGACUUGAACAUAACAAAUUACCAUCCUUUACAUUGCUUAAUACCACAAUUGAUGAUACUCAAUACGAUUACUUGAGAAAAUUUAAUCUCGAUUUGUAUGAGCUUCUUGACCAGAAGGAAAAUAUCAUCAAAACCAUGCCACAUGAUAGCCCUGAAUUUGACAAAAGAUAUUCAGAAUUCAAAAACUUAAGCAAAACUGUAUUGGCAAUCAUUUCAGGGUUAUUCAACUCAAGCUCUCCUCAUUGUAGUUCCGGAGAAAUUACAAAUUAUAUCAAAAUCAUUUCCACCAUUUACGAGCAUACUACAUCACAGGAUGAUGAUUUACAAUCUCUAUGCCAACAUGAUAUUAUAUCACUCUCUGCAUUCUCUUUUUCUAAACUUCUGGCCAACACUGUAAUUACAUUUUUAUUUGAUGAAAUUGUCGGAAAAAAUUCUGCUAGUUUUGUUAAUUGGUCAAUCAGAAGUGCAUUACUUGAAUUUCUUCAAAUAUUUGCAUAUAGACAAGAAUUUUACUUGACCGAUAAACUACCCAAGCUUUUCGAAAUUAUUACCACCAUGCUCAAAGAUCAACAGCUUGAAGUAAGACAAAUGGCCGCAAUUACACUUUCAGGAUUUCUUAAAAUAUCCAGCACAGAAUAUUCACAGAAAUUGAUUCCGGAAUUCAAAGAGAAAGCAUUCAAAAAUAGGAAUACCAAGAUAUCAUCUGACAAACUCUCUUCGAAAGAGACAACUGAGCGUCAUAGUGGUGUUCUUGGCCUAUCUGCCGUUGCUUUAGCAUUCCCAUAUUCUGUUCCGGAUUUUAUUCCUGAUAUGCUCUGCUCGUUGGCUAAAUUUUCAAAUGAUAGUGUACAGUCGAUAAGGGAGACAGUUAAAAAAACAUUCCAAGAAUUUGUAAAAUGUCACUCGGAUAUGUGGCAAAUUCACCAACAAAAAUUUACAGAACAACAAUUAGGAACAUUACAUGAUCUUUUCCAAACCAGCUCUCCCUCAUACUAUGCGUGA